Molecule: messenger RNA, 621 nt
Organism: Lathyrus oleraceus (garden pea)
Lineage: Eukaryota; Viridiplantae; Streptophyta; Magnoliopsida; Fabales; Fabaceae
Exons: 1
Coding region: 1-621 (206 amino acids)
Molecular function (GO): RNA-DNA hybrid ribonuclease activity; nucleic acid binding
Source: RefSeq, a predicted model, not a curated record
AUGGCAGAAUAUGAAGCAUGUAUCUACGGUUUGGAGGCGGCAAUCGACUUGAGAAUCAAAAUCCUUGAGGUAUUCGGUGAUUCGGCUCUGGUAAUUAGUCAAGUGAAAGGCGACUGGGAGACUCGAGAUAGCAAUUUGAUACCCUACAAAGAGCAUAUCAAAAAAUUGAUCCCUUACUUUGAUGAGAUCUCCUUUCGUAAUAUUUCUAGGGAAGAAAAUCAGUUAGCAGACGCUCUAGCUACGUUGGCAUCUAUGUUCAAAGUUAAAUGGAAGAAUGAGGCACCAUCCAUCCAGAUUGACCACUUAGAUGAACCGGCACAUUGUCUAGCAAUUGAGGCCGAUCCUGACGAUAUGCCUUGGUUCUAUGACAUAAAGACAUUUCUGGAGAAAGGACAGUAUCCUGAGGGUAUAUCCAUUACCGAUAACAAGGCUCUAAGAAGACUCUCUUCUAAGUUCUUCCUAAACGGUGAUGUGUUGUAUAAGGGGAUCUAUGAUUCUGUAUUGCUCAGAUGCGUGGAUAGACACGAAGCUAGUACAAUCAUAAGGUCCAUACACGAAGGUUGCGAGGGUGUACAUGGGAAAGGUCCUGUUAUGGCUAAGAAGAUUCUCCGGGCUGGUUAA